Cygnus atratus (black swan) is the source of this 821-nucleotide messenger RNA. RefSeq names its product twist family bHLH transcription factor 2 (gene TWIST2). The coding region runs from base 1 to 483 and encodes 160 amino acids. The transcript is spliced from 2 exons. Lineage: Eukaryota; Metazoa; Chordata; Aves; Anseriformes; Anatidae. Gene Ontology annotation, biological process: regulation of transcription by RNA polymerase II; developmental process. Gene Ontology annotation, molecular function: protein dimerization activity; RNA polymerase II transcription regulatory region sequence-specific DNA binding; DNA-binding transcription factor activity, RNA polymerase II-specific. The record is from RefSeq and is a predicted model, not a curated record.
AUGGAAGAAAGCUCCAGUUCUCCUGUUUCCCCUGUGGAUAGCUUGGGGACCAGUGAAGAGGAGCUGGAAAGGCAGCCAAAGAGAUUUGGCAGGAAGAGAAGAUACAGUAAGAAGUCCAGCGAAGAUGGCAGCCCCAACCCAGGGAAGAGGGGGAAAAAGUCUAGUCCCAGCUCCCAAUCCUAUGAAGAACUGCAGAGCCAGAGGAUCCUGGCCAAUGUCAGAGAGAGGCAGAGGACUCAGUCGCUCAAUGAAGCUUUUGCCGCCCUGAGGAAAAUCAUCCCCACGUUGCCCUCUGACAAACUCAGUAAAAUCCAGACCCUCAAGCUCGCGGCGCGGUAUAUAGACUUCCUCUACCAGGUGCUACAGAGCGACGAGAUGGACAGUAAGAUGACGAGCUGCAGUUACGUGGCUCACGAGAGGCUGAGUUAUGCCUUCUCAGUGUGGAGGAUGGAGGGAGCGUGGUCCAUGUCGGCCUCACACUAGCCACCGCCCAGCCAAGGCGAGCACGGCUGCCGAAGGGACUGUCCAGUGUCUGAGACUGAAGUGGAAUUGGGAUGUAUCCAAGUUUGUAGCUUCUGAAACCUUAACAACCUCAAGUAAACUGGUCCAAAAGACCCCUCUUGACCUCCCUCGCUCUGAACUCUUGCAGAGCACUUAGACUGAGCAGAAACCAGCACCAAAGCUAACAGUCUGAAACUUUGCAACAUCUCUCCCCAAGUGACUGACCAAAGAGAAAAGAGAAGCAACAUUCCUGAUUGUUCAUUGUUGUUGGGUUUUAUGUCUGUGUGUCUGUCUGUGCGUUUGGUUUUAUUUCUUUUUUU